AUGAGGAAGAAGGCGCUGCUGCGCACGGCGCGCCUUCUUCCAGCCAGCACGCCCCAGGUUGCGCUGCGGCAGAACGCCCAGGUGGCACUGCUUCAUUUCUUCUCCCCUGAGGAUCGCCCUCCCUACAAAGAAAGUCGUCGCGUCCGCAGAAACAAAAGGAGCAAAACCAGCGAAGGCUCAGAGGGCACAAGUUCCUCUAAAAAGAAAAAAGGCAAGAAAGCCGGCCCUCCAGGACCUGCUGGGCCCCAAGGCCCCCCCGGCCCCCCCGGACCCCAAGGGCCUCCUGGAAUUCCAGGGAUCCCCGGUAUACCAGGCACCACGGUCAUGGGCCCUCCUGGCCCUCCAGGACCUCCCGGCCCCCAGGGCCCUCCCGGGCUGCAGGGCCCUGCUGGUACCACAGAUAAAGCAGGACCAAGAGAGGCUCAGCCAGCGGUGGUUCACCUUCAAGGACAAGGGUCAGCCAUUCAAGUCAAGAAUGGUGGAGUCCUCAAUGACUGGUCUCGUAUCGCGAUGAACCCCAAAGUGUUCAAGCUGCACACCCGCAGCGGGGAGCUGGAGGUACUGGUGGACGGCACGUACUUCGUCUAUAGUCAGGUGUACUACAUAAACUUCACAGAUUUUGCUAGCUAUGAGGUGGUGGUGGAUGAGAAGCCCUUUUUGCAAUGCACACGAAGCAUUGAGACUGGCAAGACCAACUUCAACACCUGUUACACCGCUGGGGUUUGUCUCCUCAAAGCCCGCCAGAAGAUCGCAGUGAAGAUGGUCCAUGCUGACAUCUCCAUCAACAUGAGCAAGCACACGACCUUCUUCGGAGCCAUACGGCUGGGAGAUGCACCAGCAUCCUAAAGAAGUCGACACGUGAGGAGAAGGCUUCCCAAACUGCAUGGUGCUAGUCUUCAGAGGAGUUGUAUGUGGCUGUCUAACCCCUGAGAAGCCGUGGGGAGAAUUGAGAAGAGAUAUUUACUUGUUAAUGUAAACGCAGGAAGGAAGAGCGUGGUUUUCCUGCUGCUCACAUGAGCGUAGUACUGAAAGACAAAUGCGGAGCUUUUAGAGAGGGGAGGCCGGUAUGACCUUCCUCACUGCAGGACUUGUAAGUCACUCACGACUUGUCUUGCUUACCUGUUGCACUAACAAGAAUAGCUAUCACAGAAUCCCCUUAAAAAGUUGCUUGUGAAUGCACUUAAGUACAUCAGAGAAAGCAAGAGGAUUGGGGGGGUUCACUUAUCUGCAAAGCUGAGAAAAUUCUUUUGUGGGGUAAUGAUGCCCUGUGGCUGGGGGUGCUGGGGAGCAGGACCCAAAUAGCGUGGACAAUUUUUCAGUGGACCAAGUGCUUCUGGGCAGACUCCAAAAGUACACAGUGCGUCUGUGGGUAACAGAAGAGCACUGCAUUUGUCAACAAAACAAAAUGCUCUCCAGGAAGCUAGUUCGUGAGAACACUCGUUUUUACAGGAUCACAGUAGUGAUUCCAGCAAAGUCCAAGCCCCCCCGCAGUAGCCGUUCAUGCAAAAUAGGUAGAUGGCUACGUAUGUUGCAUGUUGUGUUGCUACAGGCCUCUGUAUAUCCAUGUGUGUUGUGUUGGCAGUCAGUCUGUCUUGAGCAUGGGAGCAACAGCUGGAGCUUGUCCACAGAAAUCUGUUCUGAUUGGUGGGCUGAGCCACAGGUCAAGCAAACAUGGGGUGAACGUUGCCCAGCGAUCUUGCAUGAUACCAUCAUUGACCAGAUUUCCCAGGACAGAUGUUUUAGGAGGGAAAUGGACAAAGACUCAGUUGUGGAAGUUCUUUCUGAGGAUGUUCUUGGGAUGGAAAAGCAGCCCUGUGAGCAGAGGAAAAUUGGAUUUUAGCUGAGCCACCAAUCACAAGCGCCUUGCUACGGCAGAUGCUUUCAGCUUGUAAGCGGCUACCCAAGAAUGAUUUGCUUAAGUGCCUUUGAUACAGAUCCUGUGAGAGCCGCCCUAAUAGGCACUGCUGAGACUGGCAUGCCACAGAGCCACUUUCCGGGGAUGCCCCUGUGAUAACAAGGUUGGCGGAGUGGCUAGAAAGCAUGUUGAACGGAAUAGACCAGUAUAAUUACAAGCUCGUUCAGCCCUGUUCCAGUUCUCAAAAAACACGGCAUUUUUCUUUUCCAGCUGACAGCAGCAUUAGCAAGACCAGUUAAGCUGGUCUAGCCUAUGUGGGCCCUUGUUCCAACCUGUGGCACCUCCCAGUUCCCAAAGCAAAGUGAGUUGGAGGCACUCUGGCUUACAGCUGGGAUUCUACACAAAGUAUAGAGUGUGGAAAGCCCUUGCUUGAGUGCUAAGAUGAUGCGGACUGAGGUCAGUUGCCAGAUUUUACUUGCUGAGUAUGUUGACAUCUUCAGAACUCUGUUUUCAUGCUGCCUCUUACAUGACAAGCAGCCCAUCUUUCAGGGUCCAGAGCUAGAUAAGGUGUUGGAUGCUGUUUGAUUGGUCAGCACCCUUAUUAACAACAUUCUCUGUACAUAAUAUAUAUAUAUAGACAGAUAGAUACAGAUAGAUACAUAUAAAAUGUAUAUAAAUGUGGAUGUAACUUUAUGUAAAUUGUUGGUAUUUUCAUUGCAAAUAAAACUUUUCAGACACA
This is a messenger RNA of Varanus komodoensis (Komodo dragon), 2594 nucleotides long. It is a transcript of the gene EDA, whose product is annotated as ectodysplasin A. Lineage: Eukaryota; Metazoa; Chordata; Lepidosauria; Squamata; Varanidae. The coding region runs from base 1 to 846 and encodes 281 amino acids. Gene Ontology annotation, biological process: immune response; animal organ development. The record is from RefSeq and is a predicted model, not a curated record. The transcript has 8 exons. Gene Ontology annotation, molecular function: tumor necrosis factor receptor binding; death receptor agonist activity; death receptor binding. Gene Ontology annotation, cellular component: membrane.